UGGGUGGGCAGGCCAGCUCCCAGCUCAGAAGGGGGCCUGCGGUGUUUGGUCGCCUGGUGUCAGGCGGGAGUGGCCCCGUGCCUCCUGAUCUGUCCAUGCUGGGGGCUGGGGGCCUGGGCCUGACUGCCCCGCCUCCGGCUUCCCCUGGAGCCGAGGUUCUUUGAUGACACGCUGGGCGGUCUUGCCUCACAGCUGGACAAACACCACGAUGCUGCUCAUGAAAUCAUCGAGACCAUCCGAUGGGUCUGUGAAGAAAUCCCUGAUCUCAAGCUUGCAAUGGAGAAUUACGUCCUAAUCGACUACGAUACCAAAAGUUUCGAAAGCAUGCAGAGACUCUGCGACAAGUACAACCGGGCCAUUGACAGCAUCCACCAGCUGUGGAAGGGAACCACGCAGCCCAUGAAGCUGAACACGCGGCCGUCCAACGGGCUCUUGAGGCACAUCCUGCAGCAGGUGUAUAACCACUCGGUGACCGACCCUGAGAAGCUCAACAACUACGAGCCCUUCUCCCCAGAGGUGUAUGGGGAGACCUCCUUCGACCUGGUCGCGCAGAUGAUCGACGAGAUCAAGAUGACCGAGGACGACCUGUUCGUGGACCUGGGCAGUGGAGUGGGCCAGGUUGUGCUGCAGGUCGCUGCGGCCACCAGCUGCAAACAUCACUAUGGCGUUGAGAAAGCUGACAUCCCAGCCAAGUACGCGGAGACCAUGGACCGAGAGUUCAGGAAGUGGAUGAAAUGGUACGGAAAAAAGCAUGCAGAAUACACACUGGAAAGGGGCGACUUCCUGUCAGAAGAGUGGAGAGAACGGAUCGCCAACACGAGUGUUAUAUUUGUGAAUAACUUUGCCUUUGGUCCUGAGGUGGAUCACCAGCUGAAGGAGCGGUUUGCAAACAUGAAGGAAGGUGGCAGAAUCGUCUCCUCGAAGCCCUUUGCACCUCUGAACUUCAGAAUAAACAGUAGAAACUUGAGUGACAUCGGCACCAUCAUGCGUGUUGUGGAGCUCUCACCGCUGAAGGGCUCGGUGUCGUGGACAGGGAAGCCAGUCUCCUACUACCUGCACACGAUCGACCGCACCAUACUUGAAAAUUAUUUUUCUAGUCUGAAAAAUCCAAAACUCAGGGAGGAACAAGAGGCGGCCCGGCGCCGGCAACAGCGGGACAGCAAGAGCAGCACAGCCACCCCCACCAAGGCGCCUGUGGACACCCCCAUGGAUUCUGGUGCUGAGGAGGAGAAAGCAGGGACGACUGCCAUCAAGAAGCCGCCCCCCUCCAGAGCCCGGAAGAAGAAGCUCAGCAAGAAGGGACGGAGGCUGGCCGGCCGGAAGCGCGGGCGCCCCAAGAAGGCGGGUACUGCACACCCGGAGCGCAGGCCCAGGAGGGGCCAAGCUGCCCUGGACCUCCUGCACGCCCAGACCCUGUCUCAGACCGCAUCGCCCACGCCACAGGACGUGUACAAGUCACCUCACAGCCCCUUCUACCAGCUACCUCCCAGCGUGCAGCGGCACCCCCCCGACCAGCUGCUGCUGGCGCCCACCCCGCCCGCACUGCAGAAGCUGCUAGAGUCGUUCAGGAUUCAGUACUUGCAGUUCCUGGCGUACACAAAGACCCCGCAGUACAAGGCCACCCUGCAGCAGCUGCUGGGCCAGGAGAAGGAGAAGAACGCCCAGCUGCUGGGUGCCGCACGGCAGCUGCUGGGGCACUGCCAGGCCCAGAAGGAGGAGAUCAGGAGGCUCUUCCAGCAGAAACUGGAUGAGCUGGGGGUGAAGGCUCUGACCUACAAUGACCUGAUUCAAGCACAGAAGGAGAUCUCGGCUCAUAACCAGCAGCUGAGGGAGCAGGCAGCGCAGCUGGACAAGGACACCCGGCAGCUGAGGGCCCAGAGCCUGCAGCUGCUCAAGGCUCGCUGCGAGGAGCUGAGGCUGGACUGGUCCACGCUGUCCCUGGAGGGCCUCCUGAAGGAGAAGCAGGCCCUGCGCAGCCAGAUCUCCGAGAAGCAGCGGCACUGCCUGGAGCUGCAGAUCAGCAUCGUGGAGCUGGAGAAGAGCCAGCGGCAGCAGGAGCUCCUGCAGCUCAAGUCCUGUGCGCCACCUGACGACGCGCUGUGUGCGCGCCUGCGAGGGAAAGGCGUACUGGGCCGGGAGCUGGAGGCGGGGCCGGGCCGGCUGCACCUGGAGCGGGACUGCCCCCCGCUCCCCCCGCCGCCCUUGAGCAGCAUGAGCCCAGAGCUCUCUAUGAACGGGCGCGCGGCCGGCUACGAGCUCUGCGGGACUCUGAGCCGGCCCUCCUCCAAGCAGAGCCCCCCCCAGCACCUGGCCACCCCCCUGGACCAGGAGGUCGUGCCCUGCACUCCUAGCCACGGCAGCAGGCCCAGGCUCGAGAAGCUGUCCAGCCUGGCUCUGCCCGACUACACCAGGCUCUCCCCAGCCAAGCUGGUACUGCGGCGGCACCUGAGCCAGGACCAUGCUGCCGGUGGCAAGGUGGCUGCCGGUGAGCUGCACGCACGAGCUGAGCACGCCAAGGAGAAUGGCCUUCUCUACCAGAGCCCUGGCUUGGCCAACGGCAUCAAGCUGAGCCCUCAGGACCUGCGGCCCUCGUCCCCCGGGGCCUUGCAGAUGGCUGGAGAGAGGAGUGGUGAGAAGGGUGUGAAGGAGCGCGCCUAUGCCAGCAGUGGGGAAGCCAUCACCAGCCUGCCGGUCAGCAUCCCGCUCAGCACUGUGCAGCCCAGCAAGCUGCCCGUCAGCAUCCCCCUGGCCAGCGUGGUGCUGCCCAGCCGUGCCGAGAAAGUGAGAAGCACUCCCAGCCCAGUGCCGCAGACCCGAGAGUCGUCUGCACUUGAAAAGCAGCUGGUUGCUAAUGCCCACGGUGCCGGAAGCAAGAGCCUUGCCCUGGCAGCUGCAGGCUUCUCCUACGCCGGCUCCAUGGCCAUCAGCGGGGCCUUGUCGUGCAGCCCGGCACCACUUCCUCCCGGAGCUGAGCCUGCAGCCUUUGAUGAUCCCCCCACCUCGGGAGGCCUCUUCACUCCUGUGGGGUCCCACAGCUCCACCCCUCAGCACCCCCCACUGCUAGUGCAGCCCCGCAACUCUGGCUCAGCCUCACCUGCCCACCAGUUCUGUGCCAGCCCCCGGCUCGGCAGCGCCCCCCAGGGCCUGCUCCUAGACUCCAGCAAAGGGGACCUGGUUCCCGAAGCUGGCUUCUCGGACCCAGAGAGCGAAGUCAAGAGAAGGGUCAUCUUCACUGGCACGGCCGCUGGCGGCACCAGGCCGCCACCCCCCAGCAAGCACAGCCCUCUGCCAUCGGGUGCUCGCGGAGACAGUGGCCAGAGCCUUGGGCAGGAUAGCCGCAAGCGGGGCAGGAGGAAGCGGGCAUCAGCAGGGACCCCCAGCCUGAGCUCAGGUGUGUCCCCCAAGCGCCGGGCCCUGCCAUCUGUUGCUGGCCUCUUCACGCAGUCUUCAGGGUCUCCCCUGAACCUCAACUCCAUGGUCAGCAACAUUAACCAGCCUCUGGAGAUCACUGCCAUCUCGUCCCCUGAGAGCCUGCAGAGCUCCCCUGUCCCUUCCCAGGACGACGACCAGCCGCCCGUGCUCAAGAAGGAGAGGCCCCUGGGCCAGAGCAAUGGGGCCCACUGCUCCCCACCAACCUCGGACGAGGAGCAGGGCUCUGAGGAUGAGCCCAGCAGCGCCAGAGCUCGUGGAGCUGCCGGGUCCCUUAGUAACAUCACGUGUAACUUUGUGCGGAACGGCCAAGUCGCCCCACAGCUGCUGCCGUCUCACAUUCCCGCCAGCCAUAUGCAAGCGUCAGGCUUCCCCACGUCCUGGGCGGUAAUUGAGAGGAAAAUUGCAACCAUCUCCUUAGAAAGCAAAUCUCCUCCGAAAACCUUGGAAAAUGGGGGCGGCCUGGUGGGAAGGAAGCCGGCGCCUGCCAGUGAGCCCGUCAACAGCAGCAAGUGGAAGUCCACCUUCUCUCCCAUCUCUGACCUCGGCCUGGCCAAGUCCUCCGACAGCCCGCUGCAGGCUGGCUGCGCUCUGAGCCAGAACUCCCUGUUUGCUUUCCGGCCCCCCCUGGAGGAGCCCUGCUCGACUGAUGGCAAGCUGGCUGCCCACCCCAGGAAGAGCUUUCCGGGCACCCUGGUGGGGCCCGGCGGGCUGAGCCCGAGCAGCAACCCUCCCAACGGCUUUGCCUUCAGCGGGGGCCUGGCCACCGACCUCAGCUUACACGGCUUCAGUGAUGGUGCUCCUCUGUCCCACAAGGCCCCCGAGCCGGCCGGCCUGGGUGCCCCCUCGAGCUUUCCUGCCCCACGGGGCAAGGAGGGUGGCACCACGGAGCCCGGCCCCUUUGUGCACAAGAGGCAGCUGGACGGACUCGGUGGCCCGAAGGCCGAGGGCGGCAAGAGCAGGGAGGCGGGCGAGCUGGGCCUGCCCGUGUGCGGGCCCUCGGACAGGGCACCUCUCGGGCACGGCAGAACAGGCAGGAGCCGGGACCGGGAGCCCGACUUCAAGAACGGCCACAACCUCUUCAUUUCCGCCACUGCCGUGCCUCCCGGGGGCCUCCUCAGCAACCCCGGCCUUGCCACGGUGGCAGCCCCGGCGAGUAGCGUGGCGCCCCCCGCGCAGACGCACCGGCCCUUCCUGGGCUCCUUCGCGCCUGGUCCGCAGUUCGCGCUGGGCCCCAUGUCCCUGCAGGCCAACCUGGGCUCAUCUGUGCUUCAGUCCUUGUUCAGCUCUGUGCCAGCUGCCGCCGGGCUGGUGCACGUCUCGUCCGCCACAACCAGACUGACCAACUCGCACGCCAUAGGCAGCUUUCCCUCGGGGGUGGCGGGCGGCACAGUCGGAGGUGUCUUUAACCACGCGGUGCCUUCCGCCUCCACUCAUCCGUUUGGAGCCAGUUUCGGCAGCGGGGCUGCGUGUCGCAGCGCCACGCUGAGCUUAACCCCACUGCAGGCGGUGGCCAGCGCGCCCGCCUCUAACUUUCAGGCCCCGCACUGCGUGGAGCCGCGGCCACCCCCUCCAGCUCCAGGCCGGGCCCCCGCAGGGCCGCGCGCCCCCGCACUGCUGCCGGCUCCCUCCGAGCCGGCGCUCCUGCAGAGCCUCGCGCCCCUGCCCGCCGCCCCGGCCUUCUUGCCCGCGCCCGCCUCCUCUGCCGCCUCUCUGCCGCCUGCUAACGCCUCUCUGUCCAUCAAGCUUGCCUCCCUCCCGCACAAGGCCCCCCGCCCCCACCUCGCGGUGCACCAGCAGCCUCUGCCUGGGCUGACCCUGGCCCGGGCCGCCCCUGGGACCCCGCAGCCCGGCUCCACGGGGCCGCCCGCCGUAUGGGUUUCCCUUGGCAUGCCACCUCCAUAUGCCGCGCGCCUUGCGGGGGUUAAGCCGCGAUAAAGACCUUGCUUAGCUAGCUGUUCGUAUUCUGUAAGGUAAGGCCAGCACCCAGCCAGGCAUCCCGUUCGAGAACCUGAGCUGUCCUUCCUCUCCCAGAGACAGGCGGGUCUGUAGGGCUCCGCCGGGGCCCUGGGGGACAGAGGCUGCUCUGCUACAGCCGCGGGUGGAGGUGGUCGGUCUGAGAAUCGCAGAGGAUGAAGGAGCCAGGGAGUCGGGAGGCCGGGGUGACCACCGUAAAACCUGAAGGCAGUGGCCGGCCCUUCACACCAGAUCCCUGAGGCCGCCUCUGCCCAGGGAGCCAGCAGAUCUGGGAUGUCUCUCCAGGCGGUGGGCAGGGGUACAGGGGAACGUCCAGCCCUGCUUGAGCUUACUGGCCCCGUAGGCUCUGUGUCAGCCAUAGCCAGGUGCCUGGGCAUCCCAGCCUGGCCAUCUGUGCCCUUGGGCCUCCUAGUCUGUUUCCGUGACUGCGCCUCUACGGUUUUAGGCAGACGUAAUGCGUGUAAGGCCCCUGGCACAUAGUAGGGCUUCAGAGGGUGGUGGUGGUCCGUUGGGCUCCUUGGUUCAGGUCCCUGUGUGCAGGCCCCCACCUACAUGCACCGGGGCUGCCGGGUCAUGGGGUAAGCACGGUGCUGGCCGCAGAGGAAGGUGGCUGGCUGGCGCGCGGCACUGUAGGGUCAGCUGAGGGCAGCGCAGGAAGGUGGCUGUGAGGCCUCAGGAGGUCCCUUUCCGCUCCCUGACUGGCUGUGCUGCGAUGCUGGGGCUGGGCUGCUGGUGUAGCUGGCCUGGCCUCUGUGGGUGCUUUAAUGUCCCCUGGGGCGAGGGGCGUCCAGGGUGAGGUCUGGAAGGAGGCCAGGUGCUAGCGAGGCGCUGGGGCAGGCACAGAUCCUGCUGUCCCCAGCCGCCUGCAGCGUUAAGUGGGAGCACGUGUGGUGGCCUCCUGGUCAAGUGCAGAGCAGCUGAGGUGUGGGCGCAGCUGUGCGUCUGUUCUGUCGGGAAAGCCUGGAAGGUAGAGAGGGCUUCAGCACAAAGUGGCCUCUUGCCACCAGACGUGCUGUGUAGGCUUGAGGAGUCUGCGGUGUGCACGGGGAGACCUUGGUGUCAGGCUCCCAUCCAGGCCCUCAGUGGGCAGCUGCCCGCCCCCUCCUGCAGCGGUGUCAAGGGCAGUCACCGUGGGCUGGGCGGCCAGCAGUGCCCUCGAGCCAUGACCGGGGGUUAGGUGGGCGCAUCUCAGUUCCAGGGCUCCUCGGGAGGAGGGAGGCCAGGAGGGCCUCGCACGGCUUGGAGCUCCCACCUCUGAGUGGACUAGGGGCGUGGCCUGGGCCCUGCAGCCACCAUGCUCCGUCCAUCCCUCUGUCUGUCUGUCUGUAGGCGGCUUUGGUUCCCUGGCCCGGGGAGUGUCAGGGCUUAUGGGGACCAAGUGCUAAUGCUAUGCUGCAUUUCCUCCCACGCUGGCUCUGCAGGUAACUAGGAUUUCUACCUCAACUGCGAGACCUAUGCAAGCACGGGGUGGGCGGCCAGGACCAGCGGACAGAUGUCAAGGCUCUACUGUGAUCAGCGCUGCACGGACCGUGGGGGUGCUGGGGCUCGGCUCCAGCUCGUACUGUUCAUAGUUUUAGAUAAAGUAUUUAUCGUUUUUUAAAAAGUA
This is a messenger RNA of Manis javanica (Malayan pangolin), 7012 nucleotides long. The record is from RefSeq and is a predicted model, not a curated record. NCBI's taxonomy places the organism in Eukaryota, Metazoa, Chordata, Mammalia, Pholidota, Manidae.